Periconia digitata is the source of this 1255-nucleotide messenger RNA. NCBI's taxonomy places the organism in Eukaryota, Fungi, Ascomycota, Dothideomycetes, Pleosporales, Periconiaceae. The record is from the annotation of a GenBank genome assembly.
AACUGCUUGUCGACGGCAUAGGUAGACCAUGUCUUCCACCGACGCAAUCAAAUCGAUCAUACCAGCCCCAGAAGGAUAUGUUGUAAACUUCGAGAAUCCACAGACACAAUAUGUGGUGGAGUCGUACACGGUGGUGGCAGUGGAAAUGACUUUAGCUUUUCUUUUCUUGGUCCAACGACUGUACACGAAGGUGGCCAUCAUGAAACAAUUUCAACCCGAGGAUGCGAUUGUCGUUGUUGCGUGGGUACUUUGUAUGGGUGCUCAGAUAUGCUUGCUCUUGGGCAUGACCGAUGGUGCAAUUGGGCGGCAUGCAUGGGAAAUCAGUAUCGACCAGUACACAUACUAUUCGAAGGUUAUCCUUGCCGCACCACUUCUCUAUGCUUUCGGCACCGCAUCAGCCAAAUGCUCCCUCGCAAUGUUCUAUCGAAGGCUGAAUCCAAACCGUAUAUUCCAGGCUUUCGUGUGGUUCACAUUGUUUGUAACCUUUGGGGCCUAUACUUCGAUUUUCUCCAGCCUUUUGUUCGCCUGCAAGCCGAUUGCCGCUAGCUGGGAUCCUUUGCUUCUGCCUACCGCCAUAUGCCUCAAUCGUGGCGGGAUCUAUAUCGCACAAGCUGUCAUUGGGAUCGUUACCGAUGUUAUGCUGCUUGUACUUCCCAUCCCCACAGUAUUGAAGCUGCAAAUGCCCAAUAAGCAGAAGAUUGGGCUGGUGGGUAUUUUCGGCGUAGGAUCAAUCACCAUCGCCACCUCCGUCGUGCGGUUGAUUAUAUUGUUGCCAGCCCUCACCACGCCUGAUCAGACCUGGGUCAUUGGACAAGGGUGCCUAUGGAUUUUCAUCGAAGCGAACCUUCUUAUCAUGUGCUGCUGUCUAUCUACCUUGCGUCGGUUCUUUAAGCAUUUCGCGCCGCAUCUCAUCGGAGAAUCAUCGUCAACCGGCAACAGCAAGUCAAACUCGCGUGGUUUCUCAAACAACAAAGCACAACGUACAUUUGGGAGUAGUGGUGCCAAACGCACCCUGGAUACAUUCAUGAACACAAACAACGAUAGCAAUGGAAUCCCGCUGUCAUCCUUUGACGACAUGGAUAAGAGUACCAAGACCACGGUGGUGAAAGCACAGAGGGCUCAUAGAGACAGUGAUAGCGAAGAGGCGAUCUUGUUCGAGAGAAGCGUGCAGGUUACAUAUGAAGAAGCUCGUCAGGAUCAGAAGAGUGACGUGCGGUCGCACAAGCCACAAGUGUGGACCGGGAACAGAUUAUAA